Molecule: messenger RNA, 3210 nt
Organism: Jatropha curcas
Lineage: Eukaryota; Viridiplantae; Streptophyta; Magnoliopsida; Malpighiales; Euphorbiaceae
Source: RefSeq, a predicted model, not a curated record
AGGAGGGUAGGUUUUUAUCAACGCCAAGCUUUCCCUCGAAAUAGACAGUAACUAAGUUCGCGCCAAAAACUUUUUUUGGCGCGUCACUGAUUCCUUUUUUAUUUCAAGAGCAAUCCCUAACUCUCUUUAGCUCAACCAAUCAAUUCUUUUUUAUCACUUUACCAGUGUAAAUCACUCUGUUCCGAUCUCUCUCGCUCACUAACCUCCAAUCCUUUUGAAGAAACCGAGUCGCCAUUUUUCAAUCAUAUACCCAGAACUCCGUCAGGUGAAUUGAAAUGGAAUAUUGGCCUGCAUUUGUAUCUAGCAGUACUUUUGCGAGUUGUGGUUAGUGGGCUUAGGAGCUCUUCUAUUGACAGUGACAUAUCCAGUUGCUUGAUCUAUAAUUUCCAUUAGCGAAGAUCCGGGUUCUUGAUCUAUGAGGUAAGUAUUUUAGGCACUGCAGUUGAUGUCCGCACAACUGUGAGAAAAAAUAACAGUUCCACUUUCUUUCAAUGGAGUUGAGGAGUUGCAAUCAUUUACAUUUCAUUCAGGCUGUCAAAGGUGGUUUGGUCACAAAAGUCCUGAAUGUGUAUCAUGGAAGGCCAGCACUCAAGUUCAAGAAGGUCAAAGAUUUAUAUGAAACUGAAGAUACAAACGAUCCAAUUCCAAUACUUAGACGAAAACUUGGGUUUGUAGGGUUUCCUAUUGGAUGUGAUGGAGUCAAGGCUGAAAGUUUACAUACACACACUGGAGAAAGAUCAACAAUAAAAAAUAAAUGUGAAACUAUGGAGUUGAAUGAAAAAGGUUAUGAUGUUGGAGAAAGUGAAUUAGAUGAUAUUAACUUUGGCAAUAUGACACUGCAACAAAUUAAGGAGAGAUGUAAGGGAAAGAAGGGGAAAUGUUCAACAUAUGUUGAUUUGAGUAAAGAAGCUAUUGAAACUUGUUCCCUUGGAAAACAAAACCAGUUUGACCCACAAUCUGAGGAGGAUGAAUAUGACAUCAUGGAGCCCCUCAGCUGUUGGAAAUCUAGGAUUUUGACCAAGAAGAAGACCAAGAGAAAGUGCAGGAAAAAAAGUGUCUCUGCUUCAUCACAGAAUGUCCUAUCCAUUGUGAAGUUUGAGGAAACUCCAAGUGAUCAACUCAUCUAUCAAUCUAAUGGAGAUUUUCCGGCACCUAUUGACAUUAAGGUUGAGGUUCCAGAGCCUUCUAAUUCAGAUUGCAGAGAUAUGAUCAUUGGUUUUGUUGACUCUGGUGGAGUGGUACCUUUUGAAGAUCAUGAGACAUCAAGUGAUUAUAAUUUGGAGACUGGAACGUUGAUGAUAGCCUGGGAAGAGCCUGAUACAUCUAAUGAUUAUGAUUUGGAGACUGGAACAUCAAUAAUAACUGGUGAAGAUCCUGAUAGAGCUAAAGAUUAUCUUUUGGAAGCUGGGAGGUCUGUCAUAUCUGAUGAACAGUUGACAACUAAUGCUUGUGGUUUCGAGAGUCAGAUGCCAAAUUUCUUCCGUAAUGAGCCUCAAUAUUGUGCUGUUAAUGAAGAAUCCUUUGAUGUGGAGCAUCCAGAUCCUAAAUCAAUCCUUGAUAUACAAGCCUCAGGUGGGAAGAUAAUGAUGCAGGAUAUUGCAGAAUUGAUUGGUCAUCAGUUUUCAGAUUUGUGUUUAUCAGAAGCAAAGAAAGAAGAUUUUCAUCCCAAAACUGACUUCCUUGAAACAGUUUCUCUGAGUGAGAAUCAUACCCCUGUGAUGUGCUAUAAACCCCAGAGUUUUCCUUCGAUGCAUGAGAAGUCACGGACUAGCAAUGACUGCCAGGUUCAAGUGCCUGAUGUCACCAUUAGUAAUAGCCUUCAACAUAUGGAGCUUAGCAAAAAAAAUGAUUCACGUCUGCCUGAGGAUGAAAUGAAAGGCGAAGGUGAAAGUGAUACGCUUCAUGUUGAAGUCAGUGUCAUAAGCAGCCCUAUCAGAGACUAUAGCUCACUUUCUAAUUCAAAGGUAUUUUCAAGUCCUAAACGCUGUUCAGUAUCAGUUGCUGGUCAUUCUCCUACAGGUGAGGAAAAACAAUCACCCUCAUCUGGUUGCAAUGAAGCAGCAAGCAGAUGUUCCACACUGAUCCAUUCACGUGUUGAUGAACCUGUAACAUCAGCAAAGGAUGGGGAACAUCAUCGCUCAAAGCUGCAACAUGCUCCUGAAAGGCUUUUGUCAACUAGAAUGGCCAUUUCUCCAACAACUCAGAAAAGGCUACGUGAAGCUAUGGAGUCCACGGAGUUAGAUGACGAACAGUAUUACAAAUACGCGAGGAAAUUGUGCUAUAGUAAAAAGACUGAGAACAGGCUUGGUCGACUUGAAGAGGCCAAUCAGAUCAAGAGAGCUGAAGUGAUCAUUAGUUCAAAGAAGGUUGUUAAGCAAGCUAAGAUUGGUAGCAACGGUUUCCAUCAGAAUGAUACUCUCAAGCUUCUUCAUCCCUCUCGUGCCGUUCAACAUUUUAGUACUGGGUGCUCCUCAAUCCGAAGUUGUUCAGAGAGUGCCAUUUUAUUCUCACAGCAGCAGAUGCAUGACUUUCAAUCUGUUACAACUAAACUUGCAAAAGAGUUGCAGUCCAUGAAAGACAUAGUUGAAGAAACAUUGCAGUCAAAGCAGUAUCCAGCCAUGUCCUUGAAAUAUAGUGCAGAUGAGGUGAGAAUUGCCAUACAGAACGCAACAAGAGUGGAAGAAAACGCAAGAAGAUCUCUUUCUAUCAUGGCAAGGGACUGCAACCGGUUCUGUAAAAUCAUGAAACUGGCCGAGAAAGGUUCUUCUUCUUCCCAUAAUGCAGUUUGCAAGAAGAGGAAGAUUGUUUUUGCUGACGAGGCUGGUGGAAAGCUAUGUGAUGUCAAGACUUUUGAGAAUGAUACGACUUCUUUUAUGGAUCCGAAGCGUGAGAAACCCUGAACUGUUGAUUAAAUGACAAAUGCAGAUUCUUCUUCCUGUAUUUUAAUUUAAGAGUUCUGAAGCCAAACAAAAGAAAAACCAAAUGUAUGGGGCUGUUAAGGCAUACCAAGUCAUAGUUUCAGGUAUGCCUGCUGUGUGAGCUAGAAUGAGGAUAUGUAGGUGCUACCAAAUGCAACUUAGACCAGCCCACACUCCUCUCUCAUUGCAAUUGGUUCAUUCUUGUUCCCCCUUUAACAUGGAUACUAACUAGAGCUAUGUUGUACACAUCUUGUCCGAAGCAUAUAAAAGAAUGUUUUAUUCUACUGUUUCA